AUGUCACGUAGCCUCCGGAAAACCCCACUUGUACACUUGUGAGAGAAUGAGAAUGCAAAAGGCAGUCUUCACAUUAAUAUGGAAAUAGUUUUGACCUUCCCCCUGAAAGGGUCUGGGGACCCUCAGACCAUACUCUGAGAACAACUUUUUGAAAAGAUGAAACAACGGACGUACUGAGGGUCCUCAUUAUAACGCAUCCAGAGAAUGCACAAAUAUGCCAUUUUCAUCCGUCGAAAGAACUGAAGCCGAACUGACGGACUGUACAUCAGAUAUUUGGAGUUCUUACAACAUGGCAGACAUUGACAACAAAGAACAGUCUGAACUUGAUCAAGAUUUGGAUGAUGUUGAAGAAGUAGAAGAAGAGGAAACUGGUGAAGAAACAAAAAUCAAAGCACGUCAGCUAACUGUUCAGAUGAUGCAAAAUCCUCAGAUUCUUGCAGCCCUUCAAGAAAGACUUGAUGGUCUGGUAGAAACACCAACAGGAUACAUUGAAAGCCUGCCUAGGGUAGUUAAAAGACGAGUGAAUGCUCUCAAAAACCUGCAAGUUAAAUGUGCACAGAUAGAAGCCAAAUUCUAUGAGGAAGUUCACGAUCUUGAAAGGAAGUAUGCUGUUCUCUAUCAGCCUCUGUUUGAUAAGCGAUUUGAGAUUAUUAAUGCAAUUUAUGAACCCACGGAAGAAGAAUGUGAAUGGAAACCAGAUGAAGAAGAUGAGAUUUCGGAGGAAUUGAAAGAAAAGGCCAAGAUUGAAGAUGAGAAAAAGGAUGAAGAAAAAGAGGAUCCCAAAGGAAUUCCUGAAUUUUGGUUAACUGUUUUUAAGAAUGUUGACUUGCUCAGUGAUAUGGUUCAGGAACAUGAUGAACCUAUUCUGAAGCACUUGAAAGAUAUUAAAGUGAAGUUCUCAGAUGCUGGCCAGCCUAUGAGUUUUGUCUUAGAAUUUCACUUUGAACCCAAUGAAUAUUUUACAAAUGAAGUGCUGACAAAGACAUACAGGAUGAGGUCAGAACCAGAUGAUUCUGAUCCCUUUUCUUUUGAUGGACCAGAAAUUAUGGGUUGUACAGGGUGUCAGAUAGAUUGGAAAAAAGGAAAGAAUGUCACUUUGAAAACUAUUAAGAAGAAGCAGAAACACAAGGGACGUGGGACAGUUCGUACUGUGACUAAAACAGUUUCCAAUGACUCUUUCUUUAACUUUUUUGCCCCUCCUGAAGUUCCUGAGAGUGGAGAUCUGGAUGAUGAUGCUGAAGCUAUCCUUGCUGCAGACUUCGAAAUUGGUCACUUUUUACGUGAGCGUAUAAUCCCAAGAUCAGUGUUAUAUUUUACUGGAGAAGCUAUUGAAGAUGAUGAUGAUGAUUAUGAUGAAGAAGGUGAAGAAGCGGAUGAGGAAGGGGAAGAAGAAGGAGAUGAGGAAAAUGAUCCAGACUAUGACCCAAAGAAGGAUCAAAACCCAGCAGAGUGCAAGCAGCAGUGAAGCAGGAUGUAUGUGGCCUUGAGGAUAACCUGCACUGGUCUACCUUCUGCUUCCCUGGAAAGGAUGAAUUUACAUCAUUUGACAAGCCUAUUUUGAAGUUAUUUGUUGUUUGUUUGCUUGUUUUUGUUUUUGCAGCCUAAAAUAAAAAUUUCAAAUACAA
Messenger RNA from Symphalangus syndactylus (siamang), 1625 nucleotides. RefSeq names its product nucleosome assembly protein 1 like 1 (gene NAP1L1). Gene Ontology annotation, cellular component: nucleus. The record is from RefSeq and is a predicted model, not a curated record. Gene Ontology annotation, biological process: nucleosome assembly. Lineage: Eukaryota; Metazoa; Chordata; Mammalia; Primates; Hylobatidae.